AUGUCGUCCACUAACCAGGUCAUCGUCGUCGGAGGCGGUCUCGCCGGUUUCUCUGCCGCUAACACGGUAUUGGAGAACGGUGGUAACGUUCUUUUGAUCGAUAAAUCUGCCUUUUGCGGUGGUAAUUCUUCCAAGGCUACCUCUGGUAUCAACGGUUCUUGCACUAGAACUCAGAAGAAGCUCGGUGUUGAGGAUUCCAACGAGCUCUUCGAGUCUGAUUGCAUGAAGGGUGGCUCCAAGAGCCCCGAGCUCAUCAAGACUAUGGUCGAGCAUUCUGGUAACUCGGUCAACUGGUUGAUGGACAACUUCGAUCUCGAUUUGUCCCUCCUCGCUCGUUUGGGUGGCCACUCUGCCGAGCGUACCCAUCGUGGCAAGGAGCGUUUCCCCGGUAUGACUAUCACUUACGCCCAGAUUCAGAUGGCGGAGGCUAUUUCCAAGGCCCAGCCCAGCAGAUGCCAAAUCAUCAACAAGGCUCGCGCCACUGACCUCAUCAAGAAUGAGAAGGGUGAGGUUGUUGGUGUCGAGUACACCACUAAGGAUGGCCAGACCCAUAAGGUCUAUGGCCCUGUUAUCCUCGCUACUGGUGGUUUCGGUGCUGAUUUCUCCAAGGACGGUCUUCUCGCCAAGUACCGCCCCGAUCUCCUCAAGCUCUCUACCACCAAUGGUGAGCACUGCACUGGUGAUGGAAUCAAGAUGGGUAUGGCCGCCGGUGCCGACACUGUCGAUCUCGAGUGGGUACAGGUCCAUCCUACUGGUCCUUGUAACCCUAAAGAUCCCGACUGCAAGGUCAAGUUCCUCGCUGCUGAGGCUCUCCGUGGUGUUGGUGGUCUUCUUCUCGAUGCCGAUGGGAAGCGUUUCUCCAAUGAGCUUGGCCGUCGUGAUUACGUCUCCAACAGGAUGUUCGCCAACAAGGGACCUUUCCGCCUCGUCCUCAACUCUGCCGCUGCCAACGAUAUUCACUGGCAUGUCGAGCAUUACGAGGGCCGUGGUGUUAUGAAGCACUUCAAGAGUGGUUAUGAUCUCGCUAAGGAGAUGGGUAUCGCCCCCUCCACUCUCGAGCAGACCUUCAAGAGCUACAUUGAGGUUGGUGACAAGCAGACUGCCGAUCCUGACAAUGGUCCCUAUGAUGCCUACCCGUCUGGAAAGACUUGGGAUGAGUGGGGAAAGAAGUUCUUCAAGAACUACAACUACAAGAUGGAUGACGAGUUCGAUGUUGCCAUCGUCACUCCUCUCGUUCACUACUGCAUGGGUGGUUUGAAGAUCGAUACUACCGGUCAUGUUCUCGACAAGGAGGGUAAGCCCAUCCGCGGCCUCUAUGCCGCCGGUGAGCUCAUGGGAGGUGUUCACGGCAACAACCGUUUGGGUGGUAACUCUCUACUAGACUGUGUCGUCUUUGGCCGUCUCACUGGCAAGGAUCUCUGUGAAAAUGUUCUUGGUCUCAGCCAAAAGUUGAGUUUGAAGGACUUGAAGGUUGCUCCUGCUACGCAGAAGGCCGCUCCUGUUGCGCAGAAGGCUGCUCCCGCUCCGGCUGCCGCCCCCGCUGCUCCCGUCUCUAACGGUUACACUUUGGAGGAGGUUGCCAAGCACAACACCGAGAGUGAUUGCUGGGUUGUUCUCAACGGCAAGGUUCUUGAUGUUACUGAGUUCCUUCCCGAGCAUCCUGGUGGAAAGCUUGCUAUCAUGACUUUCGCCGGCAAGGACGCUUCCAAGGAGUUCAACAUGAUCCAUCCUGCUGAUGUUGUUCAGAAGUACGUCCCUGAUUCCAUCCUUGGACCUGUUGUCGAGGCCUCUGCUGCGUCGGCCCCUGCCGCUGCAACUCCUGUCGCCGCCGCCGCUGCUGCUCCCGCUGCUGCUACCAAUGGUUACACUUUGGAAGAGGUUGCCAAGCACAACACUGAGAGUGAUUGCUGGGUUGUUCUCAACGGACAGGUUCUGGACGUGACUGAUUUCCUUCCCGAGCAUCCUGGUGGAAAGCUCGCUAUCAUGACUUUCGCCGGCAAGGACGCUUCAAAGGAGUUCAACAUGAUCCAUCCCGCUGAUGUUGUCGAGAAGUAUGUGCCCGAGUCUAUUCUCGGACCUGUUGUUGAAGCCUCUGCUGCUGCUGCCGUCGCCGCCGCUCCGGUCGCCCCUGCUGCUACUCCCGCCAACGGCAUCACUAUGGAGGAGGUCGCCAAGCAUACCAGCGAGACUGACUGUUGGGUGGUUGUCAACGGCCAGGUUCUGGAUGUCACCAACUUCCUUCCUGAGCAUCCCGGUGGAAAGCUAGCUAUCAUGACUUUUGCCGGUAAAGACGCCUCCAAGGAGUUCAACAUGAUCCAUCCAGCUGAUGUUAUCGAGAAGUACGCCUCUGAUGCCGUCCUCGGACCUGUGGUUGAGGCUUCGGCUGUUGCCCCUGCUGGUGCCUCCAACAACUUGGCUCAGCCUCUUCUCAGUGACUAUUCUGCCAAGGCUGUUCCUGCCCAAUGGUGGGGUGAGGAGCGCAACACCUGUGAUUUGCAUGGCCCUCUUGGACCCUCUGUUUGGUCGUACUGUGCUGCUCUCUGCUACUUCAUCUGGAUGUUUGUGAUCGAGACUUUGAAGACCAUCUUCACUAUCAAGAACUGGAAGAACAUUUCCGAUAAGUCUGGAUUGACUCGUUCUGCUAUCUUCAUGAUGGUCUUCGUCACGAUCCAUGCUUUGGGUAACAUCCAUUUAUUCUUCGGAGCUAUCCACUUCAAUGCUUACGCCUACUUCCUCAACCACCCUUGCCCCUGGAGCACUCUUCUCCUCCCUGUGGAGAUCUAUCUUCUUGCCUGUGGUCUCUUGCAUGUUACUGUCGCUACCGUCCGUACGUUCAAGUUCAAGAGUAUGAACAGCAGCAUCGAUCAGCUUUGGUUGUUCUUGACUGGCUGCGUUCUCUUCGUGUUCCUGGUUGUCCAUCUCAUCCAGUUCCGCUUCGUUAGCGAAGCCGCGGCUCCUCAGUACUACUUCCGCACCAAGUGGAUGUAUCCCUUCUACUGCAGCGGUGACGAUACCUCUUGCGAGCUUGUCCACUUCAAGGAUCUUUACAAGAUGGAGAUGAAGUACUUCGAGAGCUUCGGAUGGGUUCUCUUCUAUGAGGCCGGCGUUAUCGCCUUCUGGUCUCAUAUGAAGGAGGGUAUCCGCAAGGUCAUCGCUGCCUACGCGGGCAUUCCUCGCAAGUACAAGUCUCAGGCUCAGUUCUUCGGUCAGCUCAUGGCCUGGGUACUUGGUCUCCUCUACUUCUCCUACCCCUUGUUCAGCUACUUCGCUCCCAUCAAGGAUUGGGCCAAGUACGAUGCUGCUAUGCCCACUCCCGUGGAGAUGUAA
Molecule: messenger RNA, 3327 nt
Organism: Perkinsus marinus ATCC 50983
Lineage: Eukaryota; Perkinsozoa; Perkinsida; Perkinsidae
Product: succinate dehydrogenase, putative
Exons: 1
Coding region: 1-3327 (1108 amino acids)
Cellular component (GO): membrane
Molecular function (GO): heme binding; oxidoreductase activity; FMN binding
Source: RefSeq, a predicted model, not a curated record